UUUGAUCGCAACGGUGAUGUGGUUGCGAAGUAUCGAAAGUAUCAUUUGUUCGGUGAGGACGGAGUGCAACAGACUCAAACGCCCGAUUUAACAACAUUUAGAACCGAUUUCAACGUAACAUUCGGUGUGUGCGUUUGCUUUGAUCUAAUGUUUGACAAACCAGCCAACAGCUUAGUCGAUCAAGGAGUCAAACACUUUGUUUAUCCAACGAUGUGGUUCUCGGAAAUUCCGUAUUUGACAGCCGCUCAAUAUCAGCAAAGUUGGGCGUACGCGAACAAUGUAAAUUUACUGGCAGCAAAUAUCAAUGAACCCAGCAUGAUGUAUUCGGGCAGUGGAAUCUACAGUGGACGAUCGGGUGCGUUGCAAGUAAUCGUCAGCGAAUCACCGGCAACAAAAAUUCUUAUAGCAAAGAUUCCCAUUGAUCCAUUGCCAACUGAACAUUAUCCAUCGAGAAAAUAUAAAGCAACGAAAGGAAAUUGUAUCGAAAAUAAAUUAAAAAUCAACUCGAAUGAAAGCAGUUUCCAACCCAAAAAAUAUCCGUUUGAAAUGAAACUUUACCAAGAUAACCUAACUGAAUACACCGUUACGUUUUUGGACUUCUCCAAAAAUCUCAAACAGAGCGGAAAAGUGUGCAACAAAGCCAUUUGCUGUGAUUACAACAUCGAAGUCAGCGACAAUGGCGAAUUGGAUGGAAAGUCAUCAUAUUCAUAUGCGAUAUCGGUAUUUAGUGGAUAUCGUCACUACAAUGGCAUCAAAAAUGUAGUAUCUGGCCAAGAAGUGUGCAGUUUGAUCGCUUGUCCUGAGAUGAACAUGAAGAAAUCUUGUGGAACUCGAAUAUCACCGUCACGAGUGCACAAUCGAUACAAUUUCACAAAAUUGUCGUUGAAAACGGUGCUUCCAGUCACUCGCAUGAAAGUCAUGCCAAAUACAUUGACCACAGACCUGCUGUCACUCAAUCCAAAUGAAUUUGAUUUCAAAAUGAAAUCGUAACAGUCUUACAAAAGCCGAUAACAUCAUUUCAAAUUGCUAUGAAAGAUUGCCAAUAAAUCUCAG
Molecule: messenger RNA, 1053 nt
Organism: Sitodiplosis mosellana (orange wheat blossom midge)
Lineage: Eukaryota; Metazoa; Arthropoda; Insecta; Diptera; Cecidomyiidae
Product: vanin-like protein 1
Exons: 5
Source: RefSeq, a predicted model, not a curated record